This is a messenger RNA of Arabidopsis thaliana (thale cress), 1274 nucleotides long. RefSeq names its product striatin-like protein. Lineage: Eukaryota; Viridiplantae; Streptophyta; Magnoliopsida; Brassicales; Brassicaceae. The record is from RefSeq and is marked reviewed. The transcript has 3 exons. The coding region runs from base 140 to 1018 and encodes 292 amino acids.
AUUUUCUCUGUUUCUAGGGAUUUGCUUUUUCCCUUCUCUGUAGCUACUUUCAUUUUCCAGUAGCUAGCUCUUUCUCUCUUCUGGUCGUUUGAAGAAGAAGAAGAUUCAAAAGAUUUUCUGGGGUUAGGGUUUCGACGUCAUGACUGGAAAAUCAUCAGCUCGUUCAAACAAAUCGGGGAAGAACAAAAUCUCGUCGGUGGCUACUCCGACAAGAAGAAAUUUGGUUGUUCAGGAGGAGAUUUUGGCGACAAAACAUGAAAUUCUCAAGGAGAAUUAUGAGAAUCUGGAAAAAGAUUACAAAAGUAUAGAGGAAAGUUUUAAGCAGAUGAAUGAAAUGAACGAGAUAAUGAAGUUUCAAUAUCAGAAGCAAAUUAAGGAACUCGAGGAGAAAAUUCUAAGCUUGCUUAAGGAUUUAGAGAAAGAGAGAAGUGAGAAAGAGGAGUAUAUGAAGGAGAUGAAGGGAAUGAUCAGUGAGAAAGAGGCCAUUAUCAAUGAUUUGAGUGUUAAGAAUCAGGAGCUUUUGAUUGCGAAAGAGGAAGAAGUGGAGAAGCUGAAGAAGAUGGAGAACAAGUAUGCUGAAUUGAAAGAGAGAUUUGAUGCGGCUGAAUCACAAUGUUCAUUCUUGAAAUCGCUUUUUGAUGCUGAGAAUCUCGCCGGUCUAGGGAGUAGCGAUGUGGCUUUCGAAAAUGAGGUUAUUGUGGUGGAGGAUUAUAAUGUGACUAUCAAGAAUGAGGUUAUUAUGGUGGAUGAUCAUAAUGUGAAUAACACUCCAACAGAUACGAUUGUGAUCCUUGACGAGAGUGAUGCUGAAAAUGAUAAUCCUCAUCCAAGAGAGAGUAACAUAAUCUCUGAAAAUUCUGUUGAUGUAAAACAAGAACAACAAUCAGCUGGACCAAGCUCAUCAAAAGUAAAUCGUCUAUUGUCAUCAUCGUCGUCAUCAUCAUCAUCAUCAUCAGUUGAACAUGUAUUCGUUGAGCUUCCCUUUAAAAGGUCCCGGGAUAUUUAUAACAAGUCUUGAACCUUUCUCGAUGCAGUGAUCACUGAGCCAGAAGAAGUUGCUCACUCUUAAGUUAAGCUAGUUUAAGGUAUAUCUUAUCGAUCCUCCGGUUUAUUGUUUUUUGUUUUGUCCCGGAGGUUGUAACAUUUUUUGGACGAGAUAGAUAAAAAAAACGAUUAGUAUCUGAUUAGGUGAAUAUUUUGGCUGUAUGUUUUUUGUAAAAUGUUUGGAUUACUCGGCUUAAUAUCAAAUCGCAUCUAAAUCGCUUUGAUUCUUG